This is a messenger RNA of Diuraphis noxia (Russian wheat aphid), 603 nucleotides long. It is a transcript of the gene spn-E, whose product is annotated as tudor domain containing 9 protein spindle E. The record is from RefSeq and is a predicted model, not a curated record. NCBI's taxonomy places the organism in Eukaryota, Metazoa, Arthropoda, Insecta, Hemiptera, Aphididae. Gene Ontology annotation, cellular component: intracellular anatomical structure. Gene Ontology annotation, molecular function: helicase activity; ATP binding; RNA binding.
AUUAUUAAAACUAUCAAUUGUAAUAGUACAGUUGUGAUAACUGGUGCUACUGGAUGUGGGAAAAGUACACAAGUUCCUCAGUAUAUUUUAGAUGACUGUAUGAGUAAAAAGAAAUAUUGUAAUAUUAUUGUUACUCAACCUAGACGUAUAGCUGCAAUUUCAGUAUCUAAACAAGUAAACAAUGAACGUGGUUGGAAAGAUGGGCUUUUAGUUGGUUAUCAAGUUGGACGUAAAAAAGAUUUUGAUCCUCAUACAACAAAAAUUUUAUAUUGCACUACAGGAAUUUUGUUACUUAGAAUUAUUAAAGCAAAAAGCCUUAGUGAAUUUACUCACAUUAUCUUAGAUGAAGUUCAUGAAAGAACACUUGAAAUGGAUUUUUUAUUAUUAAUUAUUAAGAAGUUACAAAAGAAAAACUCUCAGUCAACUCGUGUAAUACUAAUGUCUGCCACAGCAGAUGCUUUAAAAUUACAAGAUUAUUUUGGUGAUUACUAUGGACAUCCUUAUAAUAGACAUGAAACAGCACCAUUAGUUAAGGUUGAAAAGCCAUCCAACUACAAAAUUCUUAUACACUAUUUGGAUGAUUUAUAUGGAUUGAUACCUGCU